AUGGAUUUUGCCAACAAAUUUACUCUUACUCGCCACACCAAGGCAGUCAAUGUAUUGGCUGUGAGUAUGCAUGGAGCAUUGCUCCUUACUGGAGGCAAUGAUAGUAGAGUUGUGGUAUGGAACCUGACAUCCGGUGAAAUGAUUCAAGAAAUCAUUUCACCAGCUGCAGGAUAUAUUAGUGCAAUCACUUGGAUUGAUAUGGGCGAUCGUGGAGAGACGACCUUUGCAUUCGGGGCAUCGGAUGGCAAUGUCCAAAUCUAUGAAAGAAUCGAUGAUGCACUUUUCGAAUUUUGCAGUACUACCAUCGGUCACUCGGGUCUGGUAGAGUUGCUUGCUUGGGAUCCCGUCCAUCAUCGACUGGCGAGUGCUGGUGAUGGUCGGCCCCACGUUUGGAACUUCACACCAGACAAAACCCUCAUUUCCAUCACCUCGAAGCUCGAGAAGCAGCCGUACGUGGCGCGCACGGUACACUUCUAUGACAACGGUGCUUCGCUACUAGUAUCGUUUCUGGAAAGCGGUGAAAUUUUCUGCUAUUCCAUUGAACCCUGGGAUUUAAAAUGGCGCAAGAAAGUCCAGGGAAGGAUUGGGAAUACCAUCCUGGAGGGCAAUUUCCUCCUUGUAAGCAAUCUUAAAGACGGGGUAGACAAAUAUUCUGUGCCUACCCUCCAACGCGUCCAGUCUUACAGCCAUGUGAUCCUGCGCAAUGUGCCUUUGCAAAUAUCCGUUGCUCGACAAGCAGGGCUCAUUUUCAUCAGGGGGGAUGAUGGUUUUGCUUGCAUAUUUCAUUAUAGUACUGGUGUAUACCGAGGUCAGUUGGAGCACGGCAAUCAGGGCGAUCAGAUUAUACCUGUAGCGUCACACGAAGGGCGCACUGGGUGCACCGUUGUUACCAGCAGCUGCUUUAAUGGACACAGUAGCGUGAAGGUGUGGGCGGAGGGUGAAUUGACCUCGACGGAGGACAAUGAGACGCAUACCUCACCCUCAACGAGAUCUUCAACUACCUCCCAGCUGCUUUGGUUUGCCAUUAUCUGUGUGGUUGUGAACAUGGUAAUGCACGCUCUCCAGUCAGGCACAUUAUCAGAACUUUUCCUAUUACUUCAAGGCAGUGUGACACGUGUCAUUGGGGCUUCGUAA
Molecule: messenger RNA, 1134 nt
Organism: Suillus paluster
Lineage: Eukaryota; Fungi; Basidiomycota; Agaricomycetes; Boletales; Suillaceae
Product: WD40-repeat-containing domain protein
Exons: 9
Coding region: 1-1134 (377 amino acids)
Molecular function (GO): protein binding
Source: RefSeq, a predicted model, not a curated record